CCUAUGCCCUUUGAGCGUGUCGAUUGAUCGACGCACAGUCACUAUAUCUAACCACCUGUAGGAGAGGAAGGGGAAAGAGAGGUAGCUGUAGGAGAGUGAUGGCCGGAGCGGUGAAGGCGGGGAGCCGGCCGCCGUGGGUGGGGCUGGCGGCGGCGGUGUGGGUUCAGGUGGCCGCGGGCACCGCUUACACCUUCCCGCUUUACUCCCACUCCCUCAAGUCGGCGCUGGGCUACAACCAGCAGCAACUCACCAUGCUCGGCGUCGCCAACGACACCGGCGAGAACUUCGGCCUCCUCGCCGGCGUGCUCUGCAACCGCCUCCCUCCCUGGUUCGUUCUCCUCGUCGGCGCCGCCUGCUGCUUCCUUGGCUUCGGCACCCUCUGGCUCGCAGUCAGCGUCACCGUUCCCGGCCUCCCCUACUGGCUGUUAUGGAUAGCACUAUGCAUUGCUACUAAUAGCAGCGCCUGGUUCGGGACGGGUGUGCUAGUCACCAACAUGAGAAAUUUCCCUCUUAGUAGAGGUACUGUUGCUGGCAUUCUCAAGGGUUAUGUUGGGCUUAGUGCUGCAGUAUACACUGGAUUAUACACGGGUGUACUCCAUAGCUCAUCGACAAAGUUAUUGCUGUUUCUCACUCUUGGGUUGCCUGUCAUAAGCCUUGCAAUGAUGUACUUUGUUAGGCCUUGCACACCAUCUUUGGAAGAAGAUUCAUUGGAACAUGGCCACUUUAUGUUCACCCAAAUUUCCAGUGUAUUUCUGGGUCUCUAUCUUCUUGCUUCUACAAUCUUGGAUGAUGUUCUCUCACUAAGUGAUGCUAUUAUCUAUUUGUUGUUCGGCAUAAUGAUUCUCUUUCUCCUGGCUCCCCUUGCCAUCCCACUUAAGAUGACACUCUUUCCAGCUACUCAUAAGAAAAAUGUUGCCAGCAACACAUGUAGUACUUCACGACUACCUGCGGAGGAUUUAGACCAUAAAGAAUCAUUAUUAGCUACAUCAUCAACAAAUAAUUUGGAGAACCCCCAGGAGAUUGAUGAUGCUUCUGAUGUGGAUAUGCUUUUAGCUGAGGGUGAAGGUGCAGUAAAAAAGAAGAGAAGACCCAAGAGGGGAGAUGAUUUCGAAUUUCGGGAAGCAUUGAUCAAAGCUGACUUUUGGCUUCUAUUUAUGGCAUACUUUCUUGGCGUUGGAUCAGGUGUCACAGUGCUUAAUAAUCUAGCCCAAAUUGGGGUUGCAUUAGGACUCGAUGAUACAACUAUCUUGCUAUGCCUCUUCAGCUUUUGCAAUUUUGUUGGCCGUAUUGGUGGAGGUUCAGUAUCUGAGUACUUUGUCAGAUCGAGAAUGCUUCCUCGACCAAUAUGGAUGGCAUGCACGCAAGUAGUCAUGAUUGUGGCAUACCUUCUCUAUGCUUCAGCUCUCAAUGGUACCCUUUAUGCAUCAACUGCUUUGCUUGGUAUCUGUUAUGGGGUUCAAUUUUCUGUCAUGGUGCCAACUGUUUCUGAGCUCUUUGGGUUAAAGCACUUUGGAAUUUUCUACAACUUUAUGUUGUUAGGAAAUCCUCUUGGGGCAUUCUUCUUCUCAGGUCUUCUUGCUGGAUAUGUUUAUGACAAAGAAGCUGCAAAUCAACACCCUGUUUCUAGCACUUGCUUGGGGCCUAGCUGCUUUAGGUUGACAUUCUUGGUUCUUGCUGGGAUGUGUAGUUUGGGAACAUUGUUGAGCAUAAUUUUGUCGGUGAGAAUCAGACCAGUAUACCAGAUGCUUUAUGCCGGUGGAUCCUUUAGAAUGCCUCGAAGUUCACUGCAUUGAUAAUGGAUCAACAUGGUCAGCAUCAGUGUGUACUCUGUUUUAGAAAAUAUAUUGUUGUCUUAGUUAUGUCUUAGUGAUGUUGUUCGUACACUCUAUGCUGUAUGUAGCUAUGAAGAGCUUAUCUGCAACUUGUCAUUCUUGGGUCUUGGCUGCUUGUUUAAUAAAUUAUAUGCCAAUAGUAGGCGAAAAUACUAUUAUACUUUUUAGAAAUAUUAGUUGUACUGAUUUGAGGAUCUUGAAUUUUAGAUGUAAAGGAUUAUAGAAAGAUUAGAGAAA
Musa acuminata subsp. malaccensis (wild Malaysian banana) is the source of this 2069-nucleotide messenger RNA. RefSeq names its product protein NUCLEAR FUSION DEFECTIVE 4. Gene Ontology annotation, biological process: transmembrane transport. Gene Ontology annotation, molecular function: transmembrane transporter activity. Gene Ontology annotation, cellular component: membrane. Lineage: Eukaryota; Viridiplantae; Streptophyta; Magnoliopsida; Zingiberales; Musaceae. The record is from RefSeq and is a predicted model, not a curated record.